Molecule: messenger RNA, 966 nt
Organism: Fibroporia radiculosa
Lineage: Eukaryota; Fungi; Basidiomycota; Agaricomycetes; Polyporales; Fibroporiaceae
Exons: 4
Coding region: 1-966 (321 amino acids)
Biological process (GO): mitochondrial translation
Cellular component (GO): ribosome; mitochondrial small ribosomal subunit
Molecular function (GO): small ribosomal subunit rRNA binding; structural constituent of ribosome
Source: RefSeq, a predicted model, not a curated record
AUGGCGACGACUUGUCGACCAAGUGGAGGGACGGACCAACGCCCUGCACGCAACCGCUGGCCUCGACGGUCCAUUUCACACGCAUGCCUUUUCUGGCAAUUCUGCUUAUCCUCCCUCGCCCGGCCCCGAGUCUCCCUCACGCGACGCCUGCGCCCUGUCUCGCCGCCGACGCCGCCGACGCCUGUAUCUGCAUCUGCAGGGCCCGCCGCUGCACUGUCCGGGGUCGUUCCCACCCGUCCUCCCUCCGUCCCACGCACCGUCCCGGGUCAGCUGCCCCUCUUCGAAUUCGUGCUACCCCAUUCCCAGAUAUCCGUCGUGCACAGCGUUCAGUCCCUGUCCAUGUUGUCGUCCAUUUCCGGCUCCAUCCGCUCCGCCGUCCGCCACGCCCGACGUGGCUGGCCCAGUCCGCUCGCCCCCGCCACCGCCGUACGACAAAACUCGUCUUCCGCUCCUCCUGGCAACCCUCCCGCCUCCUCCUUUGGCGAAGUCACCGACAUGUUCCGCUCUGCGGGCGAUGCCCUGCAGUCGGAGCUGCAGUCGGGCUCAAGGCCGGCAUUCACCUAUGACUAUGAUAGCAUCGACACCAACCUCGUGUCCGACGCUCCGGACCUGAGGGGCUUCAGGUCUGGCCGUUUGCUCAGUCCGUACCAGUACAGCCGCAAGGAGCGCACAAAGACACAGCGCCGCGCAGCACGAUCCUUACUCGGCCCCAACGCCAAAGAGUCGCGCGAGCUCGACUACUUCCACCAGCUCGAAAUAAACCCUCUCCACGAAUGCACAAACUCGUCGCUGCUCUCCAACUUUGUGACGGAGAUGGGCAAAAUCCGGAGUCGCGCGGAGACCCAGCUCACGUGGAAGACCCAGCGCCGAUUGGGCAAGGCGAUCCGCCGUGCAAAAAUGAUGGGUAUCAUCCCUGUGCUCAGCAAGCGUCCGCUGAAUCUGAUCAACGAGCACGGGAUAUACUAG